GUAGGGAAAAAUGGCGAUGGUCGCUGUGUUCCCGACUCUGGCGCGGGUGAGGAGAGCGGAGAUUCUAGUGUCCCGGGCGGGCAGCAUUGGGCACUGAGUUUCGUCUUUCUCCGUGACCUUGGAGGCCAUAGGGAGCCUCUAGCUGCCUCAUAGUACAGGGCGAGGGCAGACUCAAGAUGCUUGCUCUGUCAAGGCGCAACCUGUUAUCUCCUUUGCUUGGCGUGACAUCAUUCAGAUGCUCCUAUAGAGGUGACAGCCCAGCAGAUUCACAAAAUGACGUGAUUGAAAUCCCUUUGCCUCCAUGGCAGGAAAGAAAUGAUGAAUCCAUAGAAACCAAAAGAGCCCGCCUGCUCUAUGAGAGCAGAAAGAGAGGAAUGUUGGAAAACUGCAUCCUCCUUAGCCUCUUUGCUAAGGAACAUCUGCACCACAUGACAGAGAAGCAGCUGAACCUCUAUGAUCGCCUGAUUAAUGAGCCUAGUAAUGACUGGGAUAUUUACUACUGGGCCACAGGAGCAAAACCAGCCCCAGAAAUAUUUGAAAAUGAAGUCAUGGCACUGCUGAGAGACUUUGCUAAAAACAAAAACAAAGAGCAGAGACUGCGUGCCCCAGAUCUUGAAUACCUCUUUGAAAAGCCACGUUGAGCUGUGCACCACUACCUGGCAUGGGGGGCUCAGUCUGUGGACGGAAACUGCUUAUGAUGGACACUAGCCUUAACUUCCUGCUGCUUCUUAGACACUCAAAUCGCUCCCCCUUGGCCCCCCACAGGCUGUUGGUCCUGCCUCAAGGAAUGGACAUACGUCUCUCCCAGGACACACAUGUAAAUGUUCAGUGUGACUCACUCUAACACUUUUUUGUUCAGUUCUGAUUCUCAGAAGUGGAUCAUCAGUGUUGCCGGCACUUGGGCUUGACUGCUUUGUCUGGCUGCCGUCUCCGGAGGCAGGUCUGCCACAAGAGGGCAGCGUAGGGGAAGCGAUCAUGCUAGCUCAUUGCUUCAACCCCAAGUGUGCUCAAGGAAAAGAGGCAGCCAGAUGCCCUCCCUCCCUCCAUCUCCACCCCCAGAGGCCCUGGGCUUUGUGGAAGUGAAAUUCCCCCUUCCAACCUGGUAUGGUCCUUUCUGCCAAGGGAAGCUGAUCCCGGCCCCCUGAUCUGAAUUUGUCAAAGGCACAGAAGGCAGAAUGAGGGCAGCUAGCAGGAAUGGCGUGGGCAUGCUGCUUAAGAGUCAACAUCCUCCUCGUCAGAUUUUCUUUAAAAUGUGCACUUUGUAAGUUGAAAGUUAAUUGAAUAUUAAAGAAUAUUGAAAAAGGAAAAUUUA
Molecule: messenger RNA, 1312 nt
Organism: Cynocephalus volans (Philippine flying lemur)
Lineage: Eukaryota; Metazoa; Chordata; Mammalia; Dermoptera; Cynocephalidae
Gene: SDHAF2
Product: succinate dehydrogenase complex assembly factor 2
Exons: 4
Coding region: 177-641 (154 amino acids)
Biological process (GO): mitochondrial electron transport, succinate to ubiquinone; tricarboxylic acid cycle; protein-FAD linkage
Cellular component (GO): mitochondrion
Source: RefSeq, a predicted model, not a curated record